This is a messenger RNA of Carica papaya (papaya), 816 nucleotides long. NCBI's taxonomy places the organism in Eukaryota, Viridiplantae, Streptophyta, Magnoliopsida, Brassicales, Caricaceae. The record is from RefSeq and is a predicted model, not a curated record.
UAUUUUCGUCCAUUUAACUCUUUAUUAGCGGGAAUAAUUAAGUGAGGUUCUCUUCUAAGGAGAGGAGAAGCGCGUGCGAGGAAAAUCCAGAAUUUUAUGCAGGAGGAAGAUAGCCGAAUAGAGACUACACGAGCAAGAUUUUCAAAUGUACUCAAGAGGCAUGCAGAACUAACAGACCGUCUUUCUAGGGACUCCGACAAGAUGAUAUUUGAGCGUUUGCAGAAAGAAUUUGAAGCUGCACGAGCUUCCCAGACUCAAGAAAUUUAUUUAGACGGUGAACAAUGGAAUGAUGGCCUAUUAGCUACGAUAAGAGAACGGGUUCACAUGGAGGCUGACAGAAAAGCAAUGCAGGGGGAUAUAAAUAUACCAAGUUCCCAUUUCCUGGAAAAAAUUACAUAUAGAGCUGGAAAUAAGGUGAUUUGUUGUCUGGAAGGUGCAAGAAUUGGCAUACAAUAUGAAACAUCUUUUGCAGGAGAACCUCGUGAGCUUUAUCACUGUGUCCUUGAGAGCAAGUCAUUUCUAGAAAGGAUGACUGUCCUUGAACACACAAUUCCUUUCUUUCUGCCAAUACGAGAAGCAGAAAAUGAUCUUCUUUCUUCCAAUGCUAUGAGAUUUAUAGAUCAUGUUGGAGAACUUCUGCAAGCAUAUGUGGAUAGACGGGAGCAGGUUCAGCUUAUUAAGGAGCUAUAUGGAAAUCAAAUCGGCGAGUUGUUUCACAGCCUUCCCUAUCACAUGAUUGAAUUUGUACUAGAUGAUUCGGAUUGGUUAGUACGUUCCUGUGAUUACACCUCUGUCCAAUAAAGGAUUCCUUUUCUU